Molecule: messenger RNA, 384 nt
Organism: Folsomia candida
Lineage: Eukaryota; Metazoa; Arthropoda; Collembola; Entomobryomorpha; Isotomidae
Product: comitin
Exons: 1
Coding region: 1-384 (127 amino acids)
Source: RefSeq, a predicted model, not a curated record
AUGAAGUCCGUUUUGCCAAUACUUUUGAUUGGGGGCAUGGUAGGUUUCGCCACGUCGGCUUGCCUUUUCUCCCCAGGCCACUCAUUUCCGAAACCGUACUCCUGCAAAGUGGACACUGGUCGACUGGAUUUCCAAAACGAUGGCAACCUUGUUGUUUACGAUAACUCGGACAACAUCAAAUGGGCUUCCCAUACUUCUGGGACCGGUCAUCUUCUUCAAUUCCAGGCGGACGGGAAUCUCGUAAUUACCGAUUUCCAGAAGAAGGUCAAGUGGUCCUCGGGCUCGAAUGGGAAGGGGAGCAGCAUCGCUUUCCAGGACGAUAGAAACCUCGUAGUUUACGACAAGUUUGGAAACAGAGUUUGGGCUACAGAGACUAAUCAGUAA